GGGCACAACAUGUGUACAGUGCUUUCAAUAUCUUUGGCUGGUACUGUAUGAGUAUGACAGGUGUGACAUGGCUAGCUAGUUAGUGGUGCGCGCUAGUAGUACGUUAUUAAAAAAAAACUUCGUUAGUAGCGUUUAAAUCGGUGACGUCACUCACUCUUGAGACCUUGAAGUAGUUUCCCUUGUUCUGCAAGGACCGCGGCUUUGGUGGAGCCAUAGGCAACGAUGCUUCGAGUGCCACUGUCUGAAAAGUAAACCUAGAUGGCGACAGAGCCACAUGCGUUUGCGCAGAUAUCAUACUCUCCUGGGUAAAUAUUACAGUAUCUAACAGAAGUGUUUGCAGAGAUGUUUGAAACCUCUGUUCAGUCUCUUUGGUGUUUGUUGAUAAUAAUGGAAAUCAUAUGCAGUAUUUCGUUUUGAGGCAACAAAAAGGUAAUUUACUGUGUUGCUUUUAAUUUUCGAACAAGAAUGAAGAAAGUAAAAUCAGAGAUUUUAGAAUAAAAUGCCAUUGGUAAAAAAAAUAUUAAACCCAGGAAGUUGUUUGUAAUGAUGAUAAUCUGUGAUCAGCUUUAACAUUACCAAUCAGCAAUUUACGUAAAAAGUGCUUGUAGCAAAGACAACAGCCCCCCCCCACCCACUGAGCCGCCGCAACCAAACCACAUCUGCGUCACUCCCCGCCACCCAGUCCACCCUUGAUGUCAGCCAUUUUACAUAGCAAUCGCGACUGAAUUCGUCCCAAAAAGUAUUUAGCAAUCAGGCCUAACGUUAAAUACACAUUUCUAUUUAACAACCGGGUGACAUUCGAAAAUGGAGACCGAAGGCCAGGUUGACUUCAGUACAGACGAGUUUCCAGAGGGCUCCAAGAUAAAUGCAAGCAAAAACCUGCAGGAUGACGGCAAGAUGUUCAUUGGAGGGCUCAGUUGGGACACCAGCAAAACAGACCUCACGGAUUACCUGUCGAAGUUUGGAGAGGUUCUGGACUGCACCAUCAAAACAGACCUGAUGACUGGCCGGUCCCGGGGCUUCGGCUUUGUUCUCUUCAGAGACUCAGAGAGUGUAGACCGGGUGUUGGAGCUGAAGGAGCACAAGCUGGACGGGAAGCUAAUCGAUCCAAAGAGGGCCAAAGCCAUGAAGGGGAAGGAACCGCCCAAGAAGGUGUUUGUCGGAGGCCUCAGCCCAGACACCCCAGAGGAGGAAAUCAGGGAUUACUUUGGCGCUUUUGGAGAUAUUGACAGCAUCGAGCUUCCCAUGGACACCAAAACCAACGAGCGACGUGGGUUUUGCUUCGUGACCUACUGCGAGGAGACUCCUGUUCAAAAGCUGUUGGAGUGCAGAUACCACCAAGUUGGGAGUGGAAAGUGUGAAAUCAAAGUGGCCCAGCCCAAAGAAGUGUAUAGACAGCAGCAACAACACAGAGGAGAGAGGGGAGGCUACGAAGGAGGGAGAGGAGGUGGAGGAUACAGGGGCCGGGGACGAGGAGGUCAGAGUAACUACAACCAAGGUUACAACGGCUACUACAGCCAGAACUAUGGUAGCUACGGCAAUGGAUACAACCAGGGCUACAAUGGCUACGCAGGCUAUGACUACUCUGGCUACAACUAUAAUAGUUAUGGUUAUGGACAGGGAUACGACGACUACAAUGGCCAGCAGAGCAGCUAUGGGAAGGCCUCUCGAGAGGUCACAACCCACCAGAACAACUACCAGCCUUACUGAGCUGAUCUGAUCCAACAGGACCUGCUUAGAAUUCUGCGGGGACUUCAUUGCAGGCCGUGUGUCGCCUGAUCACGACAAUCUCUGGGCGACGCACAUAGCGGGCAGAGAGCACGGCAUGCACAAGAAAACGCUGUCCUGUGGUAUGGUCUCUUCACACUUCCUGUAACCAGCGAUAAACAAAAAGAAACAUAAGAGAAAGGAAAUUAAUCUCUUUUCAGUUUUUAAAGUGUUUGCUAUAACGAUUUGUCUGAAAUUGAUUUUUUACAGGAUAUUAAUAUGAAAGUGUAAAAAUGUACUUUGACUUGUAUUUGUGUAUUCUCUUAAUUUUAGUGGUCUUGUUUCAGUUCUGGACCUUCAGUGUUUUUUCUAUAAUGAACCCCUUUCUUAAAUUGCUAAAACUCAUAAUGAUUGCUUUUUCUUUAUAGCCCUUAGAGAACUUCACUUGAUAAACACCCCAAAACUUCUUUUUUUUUUUUUUUUUUACUUAGGUGUUAAAGAUCAUAUGUAAACCAGCUUUAUGAUGCCAUAAAAAGCUGACAACUCAAAAUAUAUCAUGAGCUAUUUGUGUAUCUGGCUUUAAAUGUCCAUCAAAUUUGUUAUCUUUUAGUUAGGGUCACAUUUGGGCUUGCUCCUUAAUGGUGAAAUUUACCCACCAAUUCAUUGGAGCUGAAGCUUUUGCUGUCCGGUGAGCUGUUACAGGACUGGUUACAGAACCUUGGUGAAGCUGAGUUCUACACGUGAUCUUUAAAACGGAAUGGAGAAAAAUAAACUAAUAGUUUAAGUUGACGACACAAGCAGAAGUUAAACAGUGAAACGUGCAAGGUUCACUGUGCCCUGCAGAGCUCCAAAGUUGGUAACAUCUGUGUUGUGUCCUUGUUUGCAGACGGGCUGGCUGGAGAAUGACCCUGUACCCAGGUGGAAGCGUUGGGGGCUGAAUCCUGUCCUGUCCUCAGAUCAGCUCAUGUUUUAAACACCAGGCCCUUAUUUCGUUGUCCUCCUCUCCCUGAGUUGAAGCUGGCAUGCAGCGUGUCUGACUUUGUAAAUAGCGAGAUUGCUGCUUUUUGGUUCCAGUCCCCCCCUUCCCUUUAUCUUGUAGGUCUAGGUUUCAUUUCAUCGUGAUUUAAUGUGUUCUUAUUACCUUGAUUUUCAAUUUGUCCUGCCUUUCUUUUAAACUUGGAUUUUCUGCCGUUUUGUUUGAUAAAGGGAUUAUUAAAGAGGGUACAAAACUCAA
This is a messenger RNA of Salvelinus namaycush (lake trout), 2941 nucleotides long. Its product is annotated as heterogeneous nuclear ribonucleoprotein D-like. Gene Ontology annotation, molecular function: poly(A) binding; poly(G) binding. Bases 805 to 1710 code for a protein of 301 amino acids. Gene Ontology annotation, cellular component: nucleoplasm. Lineage: Eukaryota; Metazoa; Chordata; Actinopteri; Salmoniformes; Salmonidae. The transcript has 8 exons. Gene Ontology annotation, biological process: regulation of gene expression. The record is from RefSeq and is a predicted model, not a curated record.